Molecule: messenger RNA, 1109 nt
Organism: Populus nigra (black poplar)
Lineage: Eukaryota; Viridiplantae; Streptophyta; Magnoliopsida; Malpighiales; Salicaceae
Exons: 6
Coding region: 203-904 (233 amino acids)
Source: RefSeq, a predicted model, not a curated record
GCCAAAAAAAAAAUUGGCCCACAAUCAAUGCCAUGGCCACCCGCUGGCAUUUUCCUGUGCAGCUUAGGAAAAUGUAACCACGUGAGUCUAACUUGCGCCUCGUUAGCCGCAGAACCACUCGCCCUCGUAUCCAUCACCAGCACAGACAACACUUCUAUUUUAUCUUCUUCUAGCUUGCAAUUCUUGAAUUUUCAUUAUUUUCAUGGCAACAGUAGGCCUAGGUUCAAUUUCUUUCAGAUCCAGAAACCCUAGAAAUCCCCUCACUUCCAAACAACUCUUUCCAACUGAAUAUCCAAAAUGCACGCUUCGUGCUUCGGCUGAUUCCGCCCCGAAAGCGAAAUUCAUUGCCAGACGUAGAGAGUCCGUUUCGGUCCGGCAAGUCGGGCGCCCUCUAGUGGAGUAUAUGAGUUUGCCAGCGAGUCAGUACUCAGUGCUGGAUGCGGAAAGGAUAGAGAGGGUAGACGACAACACGUUUAGGUGUUACGUGUAUAGGUUCAAGUUUUUUGCGUUUGAGGUUUGUCCUGUUUUGCUUGUUAGAGUUGAAGAGCAGCCUAAUGGUUGUUGCAUUAAGCUUUUGUCCUGUAAGCUUGAAGGCUCGCCGAUUGUCGUUGCGCAGAAUGAGAAGUUUGACGCUUCUAUGGUGAACCAAAUUUCAUGCAGUAGCAACUCAAGCAACUCUACAAUGCAACGACUUACUUCAGAUGCAGUCAUUGAGGUUAGCAUCGAGGUUCCUUUUGCAUUUAGAGCCAUUCCAGCUGACGCGAUAGAAUCGACUGGUGCCCAAAUCCUUCAACAAAUACUUGGGCUUAUGCUUCCCCGCUUUAUGGCACAGCUUGUAAAGGACUAUCAAGCAUGGGCCUCUGGUGACACAUCAAGGCAGCCUCUUGGAACUGGUGAGAUUUGAGAUUUAUGGAAGGCAGCGCUAGCAGCAUUGUAAUUAAAUGUGUUAGUCUCCUCGACCCAGGUAUUGCAUGUUUAUAUUGGAAACAGGCAAUGAGAAUCCUGGCUGUUCUAUGUACGCUUGUGUUCUGUUUUCUUCUUGUUUCAGAGCUAGUCUUAGUUCAGAACAAACCAUGCGAUUAAUUUCAUACAAGCAACGAUUCUAUUUA